AAUUCAAUAUGGACAUGAUAUGUAAGCUCAUUAAUGAGAGCCUGCGCUUGGCAAUGCUUCACAAAAUCCCCAAUUGAUAGUGCAUGAAAUAUUGCUAUGUAUCACUCUCAUGAUAUGGAGGCUUUCUAAGGGACGUUUGUGGGAAGGAGCUAAAAAUAUAUAUCGAUAACUUGUCAGAAGUUUUCAGAGUUAUGGUAUGCUCUUUACCGCUGCCUUGUCCUCCGGAGUCAUGUCACAUUUUCAACUGCCAUAGAUGCAGGGCAGUUAAUUCCCCUCUGGCGUCAGCCUCAGAGAUUUUCGCCGACUCCCAUACCAGAGAGUAACUACAUGGAGUAGUACCAUCGAAGCCGCGUUGUGGCAUGCCCAAUAGCUCACAAGCCCUCCGGAGAGGUUUCAGCGCCAGAUCAUGCUAUCCCAGCCGUGAAUCAAAAGGAGCGGUGUUUUCCUUUUAGCCUAAUUAUUUCUUCCACCAAACAUACUAGAACUUUCUCGGAGUUCACACUUCACCUUGCCAUCUACACAAUGAGCAUGCUUCAGGGACAAAGGUCUCCUGGUGGCCAGAAACCCCCUGAAAGCAAACAUUGUCUCGAUGUCUGCUGGGUUUCUGAUUGCAGUUCCUUUGUCCGGAUAAACAUAAAUAUCUGCAUCGUGAAGUCCAUUGCAGGCUGGGCGGAAGCAAGGAAGAUAGCAAGCGUUUCUUGGCUUUUAUUUUCUUGUCUUCUCUUCUCCUCUUUUCUCCUCCCCUUCUCACAGGGAGGGGUUGCGGGUAUGGAACCAAUCAAAGCCAUGGUUUGCUGGUGCCCUGGUGGGGACUCGGUGGGCAAGCCAGAGGGUAAGUAGACCGUGAUCCACGAGCCCUUGAAA
Coccidioides immitis RS is the source of this 864-nucleotide messenger RNA. RefSeq lists its product as uncharacterized. The transcript has a single exon. The coding region runs from base 523 to 840 and encodes 105 amino acids. The record is from RefSeq and is a predicted model, not a curated record. Lineage: Eukaryota; Fungi; Ascomycota; Eurotiomycetes; Onygenales; Onygenaceae.